Miscanthus lutarioriparius is the source of this 2478-nucleotide messenger RNA. The record is from the annotation of a GenBank genome assembly. Lineage: Eukaryota; Viridiplantae; Streptophyta; Magnoliopsida; Poales; Poaceae.
AUGCGGAAGCACCAAGCUGCCAUGCCACUGCGAGAGGGAGAGGACAGAGGAGUCACCGCAACGCGCCAGCGCCACCGUCUGAUGUCUCCUGCUCCCCGCUGCGCCGUCUCGCUCCCUCCGUCUCCUACUAAUGCCUCCGCUACCAGCACCAGCGGCGGCGGGGGCGGGGUGAAGGCGCAGCGCCACCCGACGUCGUCGCAGGUGAGGCGGCUGUGCAAACAGGGCCGCCUGGACGGCGCGCGGCGGCUGCUCCUCGACGCGCUCCCGCGCCCGCCGCCGCCGCUGCUCUACAACACGCUCCUCAUCGCCUACGUGGCCCGCGCCCUCCCGGAACACGCGCUGCGGCUCUACGCGCUCCUCAACCACGCCGCGCGCCCCGCGCCACGCUCCGACCACUACACCUACUCCUGCGCGCUCACCGCCUGUGCCCGCACCCGCCGCCUCCGCCUCGGGAAAUCCGUCCACGCGCACCUCCUCCGCCGCGCGCGCGCGCUGGCCGACACCGCGGUGCUCCGCAACUCGCUCCUCAACCUCUACGCCUCCUGCGUGCGGUACCGAGGCGGCGGCGGCGUCGACGUCGUCCGCAGGCUGUUCGACGCGAUGCCCAAGCGGAACGCGGUUUCCUGGAACACACUGUUCGGUUGGUACGUCAAGACCGGACGUCCCCAGGAAGCUCUGGAGCUGUUCGCGCGUAUGCUGGAGGAUGGCAUCAAGUCCACGCCAGUCAGCUUCGUCAAUGUCUUCCCCGCGGCGGCCAAGGAAGAUCCCAGCUGGUCCUUGGUGCUCUACGGCCUCCUUGUGAAGCAUGGGAUGGAAUAUGUCAAUGAUCUCUUUGUUGUCAGCUCGGCCAUCGGGAUGUUCUCUGAACUCGGGGACGUGCAGUCAGCUUGGAGGGUGUUUGAGUACACUGCCAAGAAGAACACCGAGGUUUGGAACACGAUGAUCACUGGGUAUGUGCAGAAUGGGAAAUUUGCUGAAGCUAUGGAUCUCGUUAUCCGGUUAAUGGGGUCUAAAGAGGUUCCAAUGGAUGUCGUGACCUUCCUGUCAGCACUUACGGCUGCAUCACAGUCCCAGGAUGGCAGGUUGGGUCAGCAGCUGCAUGGCUACUUGAUCAAAGGAAUGCACGCCACUUUGCCAGUGAUACUUGGUAAUGCACUUGUUGUAACGUACUCGAGAUGUGGCAAUGUCCAAACUGCCUUUGAGCUCUUUGACCGCUUACCAGAGAAGGACAUUGUUUCUUGGAACACCAUGGUCACUGCUUUUGUGCAGAACGAUUUUGAUUUGGAAGGCCUGUUGCUCGUUUAUCAGAUGCAAAAAUCAGGGUUUGCAGCUGAUUCAGUGACACUGACUGCAGUUCUCUCUGCUGCGUCCAAUACAGGAGACCUUCAGAUUGGUAAACAAGCCCACGGUUAUCUCGUAAGGCAUGGCAUUGAGGAUGAGGGCUUGGAGAGCUAUCUGAUUGACAUGUAUGCCAAGUCCGGUCGCAUAGAAAUAGCUCAGAGCGUAUUUGACGACUAUGGUAAUGUCAAAAGAGAUGAAGUCACCUGGAAUGCCAUGAUAGCAGGGUACACACAGAGUGGGCAGCCUGAAAAAGCAAUCUUGGCAUUCCGGGCAAUGCUUGAGGCAAGUCUUGAACCUACUUCAGUGACACUUGCCUCGGUGCUCCCUGCAUGUGAUCCUCUAGGAGGAGGUUUAUGUGCAGGGAAGCAGAUCCAUUGUUUUGCUUUGCGCCGUUGUUUGGACACCAAUGUCUUCGUAGGUACAGCUCUUGUUGACAUGUACUCCAAGUGUGGCGAGAUUUCUACUGCAGAACAUGUCUUUGCUGUUAUUACUGAAAAGAGCACUGUCUCCUAUACAACAAUGAUUUCUGGUCUUGGUCAGCAUGGUUUUGGCGAAAGGGCAUUGUCCCUUUUCUACUCAAUGCAAGAGAAGGGGCUAAAACCUGAUGGUGUGACCUUCUUGGCAGCAAUUUCAGCAUGUAAUUACUCUGGGCUGGUUGAUGAAGGGCUUGCUCUGUACAGGUCAAUGGAAACUUUUGGGGUUGCAGUUACUCCUCAGCACCGUUGCUGCAUUGUGGACAUGUUAGCUAAAGCCGGCAGAGUGGAGGAAGCUUAUGAAUUUGUGCAGGAGCUGGGGGAGGAGGGUAACUUCAUUUCUAUCUGGGGAUCACUGCUCGUGUCCUGCAAAGCACAGGACAAGCAGGAAUUGGUGAAUUUGGUGACAGAGAGAUUGCUUUGCUUUGAGAAGAAGUAUGGCCAUGCUGGUUACAACGUUUUGUUGUCACAUAUUUUUGCUGCUGAGGGCAACUGGAGUAGUGCUGAUAGCUUGAGGAAGGAGAUGAGGUUGAGAGGGUUGCGGAAGAUGGCAGGUUCUAGUUGGAUUAAAGUCCAGGAUGCAGCAUUACAAAGCUCCCCUAAAAAUGGCCAUGAAUACUCGUUGCUGCAUGGGGUUGAUUACAGUAGAGAUGAAAUCAUCUGA